AUGGAAUUCGACCCCAACAGCGAGUUCGUCCCCUCGAGCAAGAUCGACCACGUCGGCAUCAAUGCUCCGACAGAGGAAUUUGAAAGCUUGGUCGAGUUCUACAAGAAGGCACUAGCGCCUCUCAAAUACAAGGAGUUGAUGCGCUUUCCAGGAGCGGUCGGGCUGGGAGACCAGGUGCCAGACUUUUGGAUCUCUGAGACCAAGGACCAGACGAAGCAGAAUGUCCACUUUGCCUUUGUUUCAAACGACCGCAAGACGGUGGAUGCGUUCCACGAGGCUGCCAUUGCCGCGGGGGGAUCAGACAAUGGGAAGCCAGGUCUACGAACCGAAUACCAUCCGAACUACUAUGCCUCCUUCAUCAUAGACCCUCGGGGGAAUAACGUCGAGAUUGUGUGUCAUUUGCCGGCCAAGGAGUAG
Messenger RNA from Aspergillus calidoustus, 417 nucleotides. Lineage: Eukaryota; Fungi; Ascomycota; Eurotiomycetes; Eurotiales; Aspergillaceae. The record is from the annotation of a GenBank genome assembly.